AUGGGAGUGGAAAAGGAACUUAUCCGAGAGGGAACCGGUGCAAAACCUACCGCCGGUCAGAAUGUCACCGUUCACUGCACCGGUUUUGGGAAAAAUGGUGAUCUCUCUCAGAAGUUCUGGAGCACAAAGGAUCCUGGGCAGACGCCUUUCACCUUCAAAAUUGGCCAAGGCUCUGUUAUCAGAGGAUGGGAUGAAGGCGUGAUGGGAAUGCAAUUGGGAGAAUUUGCUCGGUUGAGGUGCUCUCCUGACUAUGCUUAUGGUGCAAAUGGAUUCCCAACAUGGGGUAUUGAGCCUAACUCGGUUCUGAUUUUUGAGAUUGAACUUCUGAAGUUGGAGUAA
Messenger RNA from Ilex paraguariensis (yerba mate), 339 nucleotides. The record is from the annotation of a GenBank genome assembly. NCBI's taxonomy places the organism in Eukaryota, Viridiplantae, Streptophyta, Magnoliopsida, Aquifoliales, Aquifoliaceae.